AUGGGAGGUGGUGAUGAUUGUCCAUGGGGAAGUAGAACUGCUUCUGGAUCCCAUCCCCAGAAUGAUAUGCCAGACACUGGCGUCACACGAUACUAUGACUUCACUGUCGCCCGGGGAACAUACGCUCCCGAUGGGGUGCAACAAGCCAUGAUCGUUGUCAAUGGCCAGUAUCCAGGUCCCUUGAUUGAGGCAAACUGGGGUGACUGGAUCGAAGUUAAUGUUCACAAUCAAAUCUAUGGCCCUGAAGAACCCACCUCGAUACACUGGCAUGGCCUGAACCAGCCUGGAACUCCGUACUACGACGGAGUUGUCACCGUUGCCCAAUGCCCAAUCGUCCCCGGUGGAAAUUUGACCUACAGAUUCCGUGCAGACGAGUAUGGCACUUCCUGGUGGCACGCCCAUUACUCUGCCCAAUACUCUUCAGGAGUCGUUGGACCGAUCGUUGUUCACGGCCCUAACGACGCUAGCUACGACGUUGAUCUCUAUCCUAUCCUUGUUACGGAUUGGUUCCACGAUAGCUAUGAGGAUAUUGUCAGCUUGGUCAUGUCUCCCAGCGCCUCGGGCCAACCAUUCCGACCUUUCUCAGACUCCAACCUCGUUGCGGGUGUCGGCCAAUAUCCAUGUGCAAAUGUCACAAGCGGCGCUCCUUGCUCUGUUGUCCCAUACGCAUCAUGGGAAUUCGAGCCCGGCAAGACCUACCGUAUGCGGUUCGUCAAUACAGGCGCCUCAGCAUUCGAGACCAUUUCGAUCGAUGGGCACCAGUUGACGGUCAUUGCCAAUGACUUCGUCCCUGUUCAGCCUUAUCAGACCGAAUUCGUCACCAUCGGUGUUGGUCAACGAGUCGACGUCCUUGUCACUGCCAAUCAGGCUCCAGGUAGCUACUGGCUCCGUGCAUUUAACAGCCCCUGUGGCGACACGAACGGACCAUAUGGUCAGGGAAUCAUCUACUACGCAGGGUCGGAUCCGAGCACGCCUCCGACCAGCACUGGCGCUCAACCACCCAUCAACUCGAAUUGCCAGAAUGACCCAUUGGCGACUACGGUUCCCCAGUACGUAAUGCCCGCGGCCGAACCGGACACCACUAUCACCAUCACCAUUGCCGGCGCUCCCGAUGCCUCAGGGGUAUUCCACUGGACGAUGAACGGCGUCAGCUACGAUGGAGACCUCUCCAACAGCUUGCUCUUGGAAGCGAUUUCCGGUCAGACCGAAUUUGCACCACAGUACAACGUGUACAACACAGGCACCAACGGAACAGUUCGAAUCAUCAUCAUCAACACUACCCCUGCCCCCCAUCCCAUGCAUAUCCACGGCCACGACUUCCAGGUCCUCGCCGAGGGUUUCGGCACCUGGGAUGGCACAGUCACCAAUCCGACAAACCCGCAACGUCGUGACGUCCACAUGCUCUGGGCCCAAGCAACGCCAGACAAUCCGUCAUACAUUGUGGUCCAAUACACACAGGACAAUGCGGGCGUGUGGCCCGUGCACUGCCACAUCGCCUGGCAUCUUUCGGCGGGCAUGGUAAUCAUGCUCCUGGAACAUCCCGAACGGCUCACUUCGAUCCAAGUGCCCGAGAGCGUGACCCAGACCUGCCCGGCGUAUACGACGUGGUACGCGGCCAACCCGGGCGUUAUGGUGGACGACUCGCUGCGCAAGCGCACGCUGGGCGAGAAAAUGGUCGAGUACAUGAAGGGAGGCGACAAGGAACACGUCCAGCACCCGGACAAGCACCGCAACAAGAGAGGCGUCAGGGGAUACAGGGGCUACGGCCACAACGCCACGGCCGAGGAUUUCCCCGCGCACGGCAAAUUCAAGGGCAAUGCCACCGCGCACGGUCACGGUGCCGCACACGGCACUGAAGAGGCCGGUCACUCGACCAUGCAUUCGAAGCACAGCAGUAGCACCAGCAGCCACGGCGGCAAGGUAUCGCCCACCCCGUCCUGGUCCACCAGGCCGCAAACGGGCACGGUGGGCAAGAACCUGGCCCAUGAGUCCAAGAGCACUGGCAGGCCCGGAAGGAAGAGAGACGAGGUAUAA
Molecule: messenger RNA, 2034 nt
Organism: Cladophialophora bantiana CBS 173.52
Lineage: Eukaryota; Fungi; Ascomycota; Eurotiomycetes; Chaetothyriales; Herpotrichiellaceae
Exons: 4
Coding region: 1-2034 (677 amino acids)
Molecular function (GO): oxidoreductase activity; copper ion binding
Source: RefSeq, a predicted model, not a curated record